AUGGAGACUUUGUACCCCAUCACUUCGCUGACCACAGAGAUUGAACUGUCAACAAACGAGAUGAGACCCCCUCUGCUGCGAGCGUACCGGGAGCAAAUCAACAAGACAAUUGCAAUAACGAACGACAUCCUAUCUUUCAAAAAGGAAAUUGAAAAGAAGAAAACCUCGAACCUCGUCUUUCUUAUUUAUUUCGAGUUGGUGAAUGAAUCGUGGCGUCUCAAGGCCAAAGUCCUUGCCCUCACUGAGGAACAUUUACAUCGUUUCGUCGAAGCGUGGGACUUUUACGCGAUUGGAUUUCUCCACUGGAGGUGCGAGGGUCGUGGGAACCUACCUUACUUCUAUGGCCUGGACGUGAAAGCUCACCUGGCUGACCAACUUUCCAGUCUUGUUACCCCUCGCUAUGGCCUGGACGCAUUCCUUCAGGAAGACGGCACGUUUAUUGUGUCUCUCAAUGACAAUUUCUCAUGA
This is a messenger RNA of Penicillium diatomitis, 468 nucleotides long. Its product is annotated as terpene synthase family protein. The transcript has 5 exons. The coding region runs from base 1 to 468 and encodes 155 amino acids. Lineage: Eukaryota; Fungi; Ascomycota; Eurotiomycetes; Eurotiales; Aspergillaceae. The record is from RefSeq and is a predicted model, not a curated record.